Penicillium diatomitis is the source of this 786-nucleotide messenger RNA. RefSeq names its product protein hmgX (gene hmgX). The coding region runs from base 1 to 786 and encodes 261 amino acids. The record is from RefSeq and is a predicted model, not a curated record. The transcript has a single exon. NCBI's taxonomy places the organism in Eukaryota, Fungi, Ascomycota, Eurotiomycetes, Eurotiales, Aspergillaceae. Gene Ontology annotation, biological process: cilium assembly.
AUGACAACAAUCUCCGACAGCCGCCCUUCGUUGAGCAAGAAUGAUUCCGCUGUGCUUCAGGCCCUUUUCGACGCUGAGUCGUCUCCAUCCUCAGGCGUUACAGUCAGCCCAUCAAUGCCACCCUGGCCUGCGACAGUGAACAUCUCUUCCACCGACCUGGGACAUCUCAAGUCUCGCGAAGCACAAAUUAUCCUCACCCUUCAAGAUACGGAGAGGCCAGACGAGAAAGUCGUUCGAUCAGCUCUCUCCGAGCUCAACAGCCUCGUGGCUCAGUAUCCGACCUACCCUUCCGCGUACACAAAUCGCGCACAAACGCUACGUCUCCUUGCCGAUAUUCAAUACCCUCAAAACCAAACGGUGUCAGACGACCCUGCUUCCAAUGACUCCCUCUACGCACCAGAGGCCUCUGAGCUUUUGUCGAGCGUUUUUGCGGAUCUCGGCACAGCUAUAAUGCUAGCGACACCAGCGUCGCCAGCAGAUCUGGUUUCUCCUGUCCAGGCGCGCUUGUUGGCUGAUGCGCACACGCAUCGCGGCUACUUACUCUUGAAGAUGGCUAGGGUGAAGAAGAAUGCUUCGCAGUCACAGAAUCAAACUGUUGGCCCGGAAAAGUUGCGCGGAUACAGUGCGGAUCAGCUGGAGGAGAUGGCGAGUCGGGAUUUCUUCUUGGGCGGACGAUACGGGAACAAAGUGGCUCAGCAAAUGGCUGUACAGACGAAUCCAUACGCGAAAAUGUGCGGAGCUAUUGUCAAGCAGGCGAUGAAGAAGGAGAUGACGGGUGAUUCGUGA